Molecule: messenger RNA, 740 nt
Organism: Lolium rigidum
Lineage: Eukaryota; Viridiplantae; Streptophyta; Magnoliopsida; Poales; Poaceae
Exons: 4
Coding region: 1-567 (188 amino acids)
Biological process (GO): DNA damage checkpoint signaling; DNA repair
Cellular component (GO): checkpoint clamp complex
Source: RefSeq, a predicted model, not a curated record
AUGAGUUGUAUUUUGGUUCACAGGUCGGUGGACUCCCAAGAUGCAUGUAUGCACGCAGAAAUCAGAACCAGAAUUCCUGAUACUGUCUCGUGGGACUACCAUUUUGAGCAUGCAGGGGAUACUCCAGUCACUUUUACUGUCAGGUCUGCCAUCCUAAAAGAAUCAGUUGAUGACCUUGAGUGGCCAGGCUCAAGCAUUCAGAUUCAAUUUCAACCAAACCCUCCUUCCGUAAUAUUCAUAGGCGAAGGGCAUGGUGACUUGGAGAUUGAAUUCUCCUACUACGCAAAUCCUGAUCUUCUAAUUGCAUUCCAGUGUGACCAUGAAGUAUCGUACAGGUAUAAGUACAAGUUUCUUCGUGCCACUACCUCAAAUGUUCCAAGUAGUGUCUUGAAGGAAAAUCGUGGGAGUAAGGUGACGAUUGGAAGGGGAGGGAUGCUCAAAAUCCAGCAUCUGGUUUCAGUUGCUAGACAAGGUAUACAAUCCUACCAUAAUGUUUCUAGAGGGGCUCAACAGCCAAGCCGGAUUGCUUUUAUUGAAUUCUUUGUGAAGCCAGAAGUGGACGAUUAAAAUGACCCCUAGUACUUGUGGUAUAGGUUAUGUUGUUGGGCCUGUGUCAUCUUUGCAUUAGGUCUGGCUUUGUCUGAACAGCUAAUUACUAGUCUCAGAUCUGUGGAUCUUUCUUGUAUGGGGAUUAAUUGCUAUUUAUGAACCUGAAGUAAGCUCAUGGUAUUCUUUUUGUA